AUGGAGACGACGGUGACGCUGCCGCCUCGGGGAGCGGAGGGGGACGAGGAGGUGACGCUUGCGGCGCCGAGUUUCCGGAGGAUUUCAAUCGAUUGGGAGGGGAACGACGGCGGCGACCGUGGCGAUGGCGAUGGCGACGAUGGCGACGAUGGCGACGAUGGCGAGGAGUUCGAGUUUGCAGUUCCGGCGUCGGUCUCCUUCGAGGGGAUUCGGCCUGUUUCUGCCGAGGAGAUCUUCUCCAACGGCCGGAUCCGUUCCGUCUAUUCCCUCCACGAUCAAGCGCUGGUGUUUGAGGGCGGCGAGUUACAGAGAUCGGAGAGCGUCGGAGCGGCGGAGAAGGCUGUCGUCGGAUCCGCCUUGCAGAAGCUCGCGAUAGAGGAUAGGGCGGCUACUGAUCCGCCGUCGACGUCGUACUCGACGGCGUCGUCGGAUGCGGCCGAUCUGGAGGGGAUCUCUGCGAACAGUUACUGCCUGUGGACUCCAUCGUCGGCGCCUUCUCCAGAUAUGCGGAGGAGGUCCCACUCCGCGGGUGAGUCGAAGAGGUGGCGCCUCCGCGAUCUCGUCAUCGGCCGCAGCCAGAGCGACGGGAAGAAGAAGUUCAUCUUCUUGGAGUCGCAUCACUCCUCUGUGGAGGUUGCCGAGAAGAGGAACAAGGAGCGACACGACGGCAAGUCCGAGCCGCCGUCGAAGUCGCCGGCGGCCGGAGAGGAGAAGAAGAAGAAGGGGGGAGUCAACCGCCCCGGCAAGGCAUUGGAGAUGGACAUGGUGACCGCCCACCGGGUUUUCUACUCCAAGGGGGCGGCUGCGGCGGGGGAUCGCCGGCGAUCUUACCUCCCCUACCGCAGCAAUCUGGUCGGCUUCUUCCCCAACUCCAAUGGCGGCGCCCACCCCUUCUAA
Messenger RNA from Spirodela intermedia, 897 nucleotides. Lineage: Eukaryota; Viridiplantae; Streptophyta; Magnoliopsida; Alismatales; Araceae. The record is from the annotation of a GenBank genome assembly.